GCUCCGUGCAGGUCUUUUGCGGCGCUCGGAGCGUGCGGAUCGUGCCUGCUCGGAGCCAUGGCGUGGCAGCCCAUGGAGAUCAACCCGGAGGUGCUGUCCCGCCUAGGAGUGAGUCCGGGCUGGCAGUUUGUGGAUGUGCUAGGGUUUGAGGAAGACUCCUUAAACUCAGUGCCCAACCCAGCCUGUGCGUUGCUGUUACUCUUCCCACUUACUGCUCAGCAUGAGAACUUCAGAAAAAAGCAGAUUGAAAAACUGAAGGGUCAAGACGUGAGCUCCAAGGUCUACUUCCUGAAGCAGACUGCGAGCAACUCGUGUGGAACGAUUGGCCUUGUGCAUGCGGCGGCCAACAAUCAGGACAAAAUAUCAUUUGAUGAAGGCUCUGCCCUGAAGGCAUUCCUCAGUGCCACAGCGGAUCUCUCUCCAGACGAGAGGGCAAAACGACUUGAAAAUAACAAGGCCAUUCAAGAAGCCCACAAUGCAGUAGCGCAAGAAGGUCAAUGCCGGGUUGAAGAUGAUAAAGUGAACUUCCAUUUCAUUCUCUUUGCCAGCAUAGAUGGCAACCUCUAUGAACUAGAUGGACGGCUGCCCUUCCCCAUAAAUCAUGGGGCUAGUUCAGAUGAUACCUUGCUGAAGGCCUCUGCUAAGAUCUGCCGGCAGUUCACAGAGCGGGAGCAAGGAGAGGUCCGCUUUUCUGCUGUAGCGCUGUGCAAGUCUGCUUGAAGAAGCUGAGGAAGAAACCACCUUGUAGUCCAAAGUUUGAAAGCUUUAGUACUUUGUCCUACGACAAGCUGUUCUGGGUCCCAGUUUAAAAAUUCUCCUGCUGAACCUGUUCUCCUCUCACUUCCACGCACACCACAAGCUUCGGUGGUUCUUGCCCUAAAAUGUUAUGCUUAAAAUUUUCCACACUUCAGUUGUGUCAGAUGUUGGGAGUCUCAACUUGUAACCUUUUCGGAAAUGCUUCCAUAGGGUUUAUUUGACGUGUGCCUCCCAAGUUUCAGUUGUUGUGAUUACUGAAGAAAUCGCAUAAACCUUUUCUGGCUACUCGAAAUGCUGUGUUUUUUUCAGUCUGCUGUCGGACGCGUGGAUGUUAAAAAGUGACAACUGCUAUAAAAUAAAGGAUGAAAUGGGUCAACAA
Eublepharis macularius is the source of this 1135-nucleotide messenger RNA. It is a transcript of the gene UCHL1, whose product is annotated as ubiquitin C-terminal hydrolase L1. Gene Ontology annotation, cellular component: cytoplasm. Gene Ontology annotation, molecular function: cysteine-type deubiquitinase activity. Bases 58 to 720 code for a protein of 220 amino acids. The record is from RefSeq and is a predicted model, not a curated record. Gene Ontology annotation, biological process: ubiquitin-dependent protein catabolic process; protein deubiquitination. The transcript has 8 exons. NCBI's taxonomy places the organism in Eukaryota, Metazoa, Chordata, Lepidosauria, Squamata, Eublepharidae.